Messenger RNA from Cynocephalus volans (Philippine flying lemur), 3329 nucleotides. It is a transcript of the gene PACS2, whose product is annotated as phosphofurin acidic cluster sorting protein 2. Lineage: Eukaryota; Metazoa; Chordata; Mammalia; Dermoptera; Cynocephalidae. Gene Ontology annotation, molecular function: transmembrane transporter binding. Bases 39 to 2747 code for a protein of 902 amino acids. The transcript is spliced from 25 exons. Gene Ontology annotation, biological process: protein localization to plasma membrane. The record is from RefSeq and is a predicted model, not a curated record.
CGCAGCCCCAGGCCGCCGAAGAGCGGGGGGCCGGCGCCAUGGCCGAGCGGGGCCGCCUCGGCCUCCCCGGCGCGCCCGGCGCGCUCAACACGCCCGUGCCCAUGAACCUGUUCGCCACCUGGGAGGUGGACGGCUCCAGCCCCAGCUGCGUGCCCAGGUUGUGCAGCCUGACCCUGAAGAAGCUGGUGGUCUUCAAGGAGCUGGAGAAGGAGCUCAUCUCAGUGGUGAUUGCAGUCAAGAUGCAGGGCUCCAAACGGAUCCUGCGGUCUCAUGAGAUUGUGCUGCCCCCCAGUGGACAAGUAGAGACUGACCUGGCCCUGACCUUCUCCCUGCAGUACCCUCACUUCUUAAAGAGAGAAGGCAACAGGCUUCAGAUCAUGCUGCAGCGCAGAAAGCGAUACAAAAACCGGACAAUCCUGGGCUACAAGACACUGGCCGCAGGCUCCAUCAACAUGGCUGAGGUGAUGCAGCACCCCUCUGAGGGCGGCCAGGUGCUGAGCCUCUGCAGCGACAUCAAGGAGGCCUCUGUAAAGGUGGCUGAGAUCUGGAUCGUCUCCCUGUCCAGCCAGCCCAUCGACCACGAGGACAGCGCCAUGCAGGCUGGCCCUAAGGCCAAGGCCACGGAUAACUACUCCGAGGAGGAGUAUGAGAGCUUCUCCUCUGAGCAGGAGGCCAGCGACGAUGCCGUGCAAGGGCAGGAUUUGGACGAGGAUGACUUUGACGUGGGAAAGCCUAAAAAGCAGCGGCGAUCGAUAGUAAGAACGACGUCCAUGACCAGGCAACAAAACUUCAAGCAGAAAGUCGUGGCACUGCUGCGGAGGUUUAAAGUGUCCGAAGAGGUCCUUGACUCGGAGCAGGACCCUGCAGAACAUGUCCCUGAGGUGGAGGAGGACCUGGACCUCUUGUAUGACACGCUGGACAUGGAGAACCCCAGUGACAGUGGCCCUGACAUGGAAGAUGAUGACAGUGUCCUCAGCACACCCAAGCCGAAGCUCAGGCCGUACUUCGAAGGCCUGUCGCACUCCAGCUCGCAGACGGAGAUCGGGAGCAUCCACAGUGCCCGCAGCCACAAGGAGCCUCCGAGCCCGGCUGACGUGCCUGAGAAGACUCGGCCCCUGGGAGGCAAGCAGCCGAGUGACAGCGUCUCUGACACCAUGGCCCCCUGUGCGCCGGCCCCGCGGGAGCAGCCAGGGCAGCCCGAGGACAGCCCAGAAGCAGAGACCUCCCCGCGGGACGUGUUCACUGAGAGGCUGCCGCCCAGUGGGAGGGUCACCAAGACAGAGUCACUCAUCAUCCCCUCCACCAGGUCCGAGGGGAAGCAGGCUGGCCGCCGGGGCCGGAGCACAUCCCUGAAGGAGCGGCAGCCGGCACGGCCACAGAACGAGCGGGCCAACAGCCUGGACAACGAGCGCUGCCCAGACACGAGGAGCCAGCUGCAGAUCCCCAGGAAGACCGUGUAUGACCAGCUCAACCACAUCCUCAUCUCCGAUGACCAGCUCCCCGAGAACAUCAUUCUCAUCAACACCUCUGACUGGCAGGGCCAGUUCCUCUCGGACAUCCUGCAGAGGCACACACUCCCCGUGGUGUGUACCUGCUCCGCCGCGGAUGUCCAGGCGGCCUUCAGCACCAUUGUCUCACGGAUACAGAGAUACUGCAACUGCAAUCCCCAGCCCCCGACCCCUGUGAAGAUCGCCGUGGCAGGGGCGCAGCAGUACCUCAGCGCUGUCCUGCGCCUCUUCGUGGAGCAGCUGUCCCACAAGACCCCCGACUGGCUGGGAUACAUGCGCUUCCUCAUCAUCCCGCUGGGUUCCCACCCUGUGGCUAGGUACCUGGGCUCCGUCGACUACCGCUACAACAACUUCUUCCAGGACCUGGCCUGGAGAGAUCUGUUCAAUAAGCUGGAGGCCCAGAGCACUGUGCAGGACGCGCCAGACAUCGUGUCGCGCAUCACCCAGUACAUCGCAGGGGCCAACUGUGCGCACCAGCUCCCCAUCGCCGAGGCCAUGCUGACCUACAGACAGAAGAGGAAAAAGCACUUUCAUUUUGACUUUACCCUAAGCGCUGACGAAGAGUCCUCUCAGAAGUUCAUUCCCUUCGUCGGGGUCGUGAAGGUUGGACUUGUGGAACCGUCCUCAGCCACAUCAGGUGACUCUGAUGACGCGGCCCCCUCGGGCUCUGGUGUGCUCUCCUCCACCCCACCGUCCACGUCCACAUCUCCCGCGGCCAAGGAGGCCUCUCCCACCCCGCCCUCCUCCCCGUCGGUGAGCGGAGGCCUGUCCUCCCCCAGCCAGGGUGUUGGCGCCGAGCUGAUGGGGCUGCAGGUGGACUACUGGACGGCAGCACAGCCUGCAGACAGGAAGAGGGAUGCCGAGAAGAAGGACCUGCCCACCGCCAAAAACACGCUCAAGUGCACUUUCCGGUCCCUGCAGGUCAGCAGGCUGCCCAGCAGUGGCGAGGCCAUGGCCACGCCCACCAUGUCCAUGACCGUGGUCACCAAGGAGAAGAACAAGAAGGUGAUGUUUUUGCCCAAGAAGACCAAGGACAAGGACGUGGAGUCCAAAAGCCAGUGCAUCGAGGGCAUCAGCCGCCUGAUCUGCACAGCCAAGCACCAGCAGCACAUGCUGAGGGUCCUCAUCGACGGCGUGGAGUGCAGCGACGUCAAGUUCUUCCAGCUGGCGGCCCAGUGGUCUUCCCACGUGAAGCACUUCCCCAUCUGCAUCUUCGGACACUCCAAGGCCACCUUCUAGCCCCACCCACCGAGGGGUCGGAGGACCGUGGAGGGGCCCAGUCCCGCCCUGAGGGGCCCAGCUGCAUUUCUGUCUGUCAACAUUUCAGUUUACCACAGAGACAGACUCUUAAAAACAUGAAGAGAAACAGUCUUAAGUAUGAAUGUGCUCACAACCUGGAAACUAACGGGGCAGCUCCCCUCUGGGAGCCAAGUAACUGCUCUGCUUAUUAACCAGAACCUUCCGGCCAGGGGGCUGGGUGGCCAGAUGGACAGUGCUGAGCCUGAGAAUCGUGGAAGGUGUGUCUGGCUCAGGAGCCACUCAGAGCCUGACAAGCAGGAAGGGUUCUCAGCUCAUGUCAUGUCCUUCCCAGGAGCCGGGACUCUGCCUCCUCAGGGUGCCCAGGUCAGGCGCAGCCUUGGAGCAUGGUGGCCAGAGGCUGACGGUCAUGAGCCCACUCAGCCCUCUGUUGGGGGGACGUCCUGAGUCAACUUUGGAGGCUGGUCAGCCCUGGACCCUGGGCCACCAGCCCACCUGGAAGACGUCCCCAGCACCACCCACUCGUGGUUCCCAAUAAACUCCAGCCUCCUGGCAGGGAUUUUA